Geodia barretti is the source of this 558-nucleotide messenger RNA. Lineage: Eukaryota; Metazoa; Porifera; Demospongiae; Tetractinellida; Geodiidae. The record is from the annotation of a GenBank genome assembly.
AUGGCAGUACUUAACGAUUUACGAAACGGGUUGGUUAUCCGACUCAACGACAUUAUUUACACUAUAGUCGAUUGUCAGCAUGUGAAACCGGGGAAGGGUAGUGCCUUCGCACGGACGAAGAUCAAACGUAUCACCGAUGGUGCAGUUUUGGAUCGCACAUUCCGCUCCAAUGAGACUGUCGAAACUGUCCGGGUCAUGGAUCACAAGAUGCAGUAUAUGUACCGGGAUGGCGAUAUAUUGUGGUUUAUGGACAAUGAAUCAUUUGAACAACACACGCUUCCGAUGACUCUCGUUGAGGAUAGCUUGAAGUUCCUGAAAGAGGGAGAAACUGUCACGGUCAAAAUGGACGGACAGGUGCCGCUCGCAAUUGAGCUCCCGAACUUCGUUGAACUUCAAAUUGUUGAGACCGAUCCCGGAUUGCGGGGUGAUACCGUCAGCGGUGGUUCCAAACGUGCUACACUUGAGACAGGUGAGGUUGUUAACGUUCCACUUUUUGUGCAAAACGAAACGCGUAUCAAAGUUGACACGCGUACCGGCAAAUAUGUAGAAAGGAUAUAA